Messenger RNA from Eimeria mitis, 630 nucleotides. RefSeq lists its product as uncharacterized. Bases 1 to 630 code for a protein of 209 amino acids. The transcript has a single exon. NCBI's taxonomy places the organism in Eukaryota, Apicomplexa, Conoidasida, Eucoccidiorida, Eimeriidae. The record is from RefSeq and is a predicted model, not a curated record.
AUGAAGCUCUCUUCUUUACGGUGUUCUCUGCUGCUGGGGCUGCUAUGCCUCGCAGCAGCAGUAGCAGCACGUGACACCCCAAAUGGGGUUGGGAGUACAGCAGCAGCAGCAGCAGAAAGCCAGCUGCAGCAGGAAGAAUCCUCUGCAGCAGCAGUAGAAACGGGGGCCAGUGCGCUGCUACAGGGCGACAACGGUGAGGGUUCUUCUGGUGCUAGCGGUGGAGACAGACCACGCAAGAGGCAGCGUGGUGGCGGCGAAGGUGCAGCAGCAUCAUCUGAGGAUGGCCCCAGCGCAGAAACAAAGAGAAAAUACGACGAAGUUCUAGAGGAGCUCCAGAAUGACCCCCGGUACAUUCGUGCUAGAGACAGAAACAACCAGCUUGCUGAGCAGAGACGCAAGCGUGUAGAUGCCUGGAUGAGGGGGAGAGCACAGCAGGGGCCAGCCACCCCCUCCGCCGACCAACAAGCAGAAAGAGAGAGAAGAACAAAGUACGAUAAAGUUGUAGGCGAGCUGCAGCAAAACCCCAAAUUUCAGAGAGCCAGAGAACGCCUCAGUGGCAGCAGCGGGGAGGAGGCGGCGGGAUCGAGUCAAGCUUCUAAGGAUACGAAACCCCACAACUUUACAAGAUAA